UUGUCCAAACAUGACCGCGUGUGCUGUGUACAGGUAGAAUAGAUACAAGGUGUACCUCUUUUUGUACCUCAUGGCUUCUGUCAGGGACCUGCAAGCUCAACGAGUUGAAAAUAAUAAUACACGCACUCUGUUGAACUCAGAAGGCGUUUAUGAAGCAGCAGAAGAUAAUUCAUCCCAGCUCAUUCUGGAGAACCCCGAUCCUGAUAUCGUCAAAACAAUCUCACAUUAUUUCGAGGCUGCUCUCAGUGGGCAGAAAUAUGUGUUAUCCCAUCCCGUCACAGACCAUGGCACUGAGUCUUCAGCAGACAGUAGGGAUUCAGGGGACAGCCUGUUCAUAACUCAAGUGCCAGUGUCUGAGGUGGUGAGGUCUGUGAGAAGAUGUCACUCAAAGGAGAGGUCAGAGUUCACAUGUACCAUAGAAUCAGAGGAGGAGAGCGGGGAGGAAGAUGGACCUGCCACUCCCCAAAGGAAGCAGCAGGUCUCACAUGCAAUGAAACAUCACAAGAGGAAAGCAGAGAAGCAUGGCCUGAAAAAGUACUCCUUUCCCUUCCUGGGGAGCGUUUACAGAAGUAAACCCCUAUCUAGUCGAGAGAGGACUUACAGAAACACACACCUACCACUAUUAAAGAGUGUGACCUUCUCGAGUAAGGCAAUUGGAGGCUUUUUUAGAUGCGUCAAAACACUGAAGAAGUUCUCUAAAGGAAAAGCGACUUUAGCCUCAGCUUUACCAAACAGAUAUCUGGAUGAGGAAGGUGAACUGUCUCCACUGUCAGAACAGGAGGUGGAAUCUGAAGGUAGUGAUGAUGACAUCAGAGUGGUGGAAAAUACACUUUUAAUGCCAUUCCUGAAAAAGAAAAAUAGGCAAACUUGGUGUCAUCCAUCAUCUGAAGCUGAAAAGCAAUGCAGAAAGUUUUCAUCUGUAAGCAAAUACUUCACCAAAGACUCCACAUCAGUAAGCAAAGACUCCACCGCCAAGACAAAGAAACGGAGCACAAAGAAAACACAACACCUCCCUCAUGUUAAACAAACUCUUUCCUUGGUUUCCAAAAUGAUUAAAGACACACCAUCAAAGCGGAGUUUUGCUGGUUCACGGCGAAUCGUACCUGAGAAAUGUAACAUGGCAGAAAAAGAGACUAACCCAGAGUCAAUGAGUUGCGUUAGGAGAUGUUCAUCUGGUAGGAGUUUGGUCCGCAAUGAAACAGAAGAACCUGGGAUACAUUUAGCUGACAAUACAGAUGGACAUGAAGAGAACGACAACAUGGACAUUUCAUUGACAGAAUGGAAGACAAUGCUGAAUAUCGGAUUUGUCAGUGAGGAAGUAGAGGGGACUAGAAUAGACCAGGCAGUGGACAUAACGAGUUCACCUAUUAAUGAAGUGCAGGAAAGUGAAGGAAGCUGUUUGGAGAGGACCCAAGUGGGCAGAGCCAUGACCCCCAGUGUGACUGGGCAGAGCCCUGAUCGUGACCAUCAGAACCAGACAAGAGAAACAGAGGCUGAUCCUGGAACUAAAGGUCACAACCCCCCUUCAACAGAACCAGAGCUCACAGAUGACUGUACAAAUGUUGAUGUUGGGGGAGAUUAUGAACAGAAGGGAAAGAAGAGGAAGAAAAAGAACAGGAAAAGAGAGGGAGGAGAUGGUGAAAGUAUAGAGGAGCGAGUUGGGCAGCCUCCAUGCCAAGAGGCUCCAGAUUAUCAGGAACUAGUCACCUGUGUGAGUACAAGCACCAUACAGGGAGGAGAGGCUACUGAGAGAACCCAGGAUAACAAGGCAGAGCAUUCUGUUUCCGCGUCUGGUGAAAUGAUUAUGCCACAGAAAAAGAAGAGAAAAAAGGAGAGGAGGAGGGAUUCACCAUGCCAUGCUGAUACAGAUAUAGGCCUAAAACAGGAAGAGAACCCCAAGCUAUCAUCCCAUGCUGGAGGUGGUGCUAUAGUUCAGACCGAAGACAUAGAACUGAAGAAAAUGAAGAAAAAGUAUAAGAAUUCCACAGCACAUGCCAUCCUGGAGGAAGGACCAGAAAAAGGACAUUUUCCAAAUUUGAGUUUGGAAUCACAGUUAGAUGAGGUAAUAGGACCCCAAAAGGGAACAAACAUUUCAACCCUCCCUGAAGAUACUGUCACAAACCUACAGGUAAAUGCUACUGAUAUAAGACAGAAAACAAUUGAGUGCUCUAUAGUCCAACUUACUAAAUUGGUAGCCCAGAGAAAGAAGCAUAAAACCAUGGCACCAAUAGACAAUUCUUUGGCACAGAGUGACGGCACAAUUUAUUUUAGGAAAAAGAAAAAGGCAAAGAAAGAUGGGGAUUCCUGCAGCAAUGAAAUGGUGGGAAAUUAUACUGAAAUUCCUCUGACUACAAGUAUUUUAUCUCAAUCUGGUCAAAUCAAUACACUGGAGAAGAAAAAACGCAAACGAGAUAAGAAACAGAAUUCUGACAUUCAUGAAGAUUCUGAGGCCAGACCCAAAGAGAAUGUUGUGAGCCAUGAGAGGUCUGAAGACAAGGUCACGGAGAAGAAGAGGAAAAAGAAGAAGAGGAGGAAAUCUUCAACUGACGAUGGCGCCGUUGUUCAACAACAAGAGGAUAAUAUUCAAAAAUUCCAUAUCACCCUCAAGAGUUCUGUGUCUGAAUCCAAUGACACUGUGCCACCAAGAAAAAAGCGGAAGAAAGAUAGGGAUUUAGUAGCUCCUUUGAGCACAGAGGAGAGACAUCAAAAGGACAGCAUACCACCUGAAACAGAUGAGAUCACUAGCCCAAGAAAGAUGAAGAAGAAAAAGCGAGAUGGGUCUAAAGACACUUGUUCUGUCAUACACAAGGAUACAGCAGCUCCACUGGAAAAAGAGAGUAUUGGCAUAUCUUUGGAGGGGUGUGAGAGGUCUGCUUUGACUCCAGAUGACACAGUUUCUCAGAGAAAAACUAAGAAAAAUAAGAAUUCCCUCACCAAACAUGAUCCUGAGGGAAGACUGAAAAAUGAUGCAACUAAAAUAUCUCAGAGGAUGAGCGCAACUGUAAAAAAUUCUAGACCAGAAGAGAAAAAAGAGAUAGAUACAACUGAAGUGAGACUUGAAGCUGAAAGUGCCUUUAUAUCCUUAGAGAGAAAGAGGAAAAAGACAAAGAGGUGGAAAUCCACUGAUUACGAAGUACCAGCGGUAGGACAUCAAGAUAAUGAUUACACUGCAAUAUUAAUUGAAACGACCCAGAGUUCUAUGACCCAAUACACAGAAACAGAGUCACAGAAGAAGAAGAAGAAAAUAAAUGAUAACACUGCAAUGCUAAUUGAAACGACCCAGAGUUCUAUGACCCAAUACACAGAAACAGAGUCACAGAAGAAGAAGAAGAAGAAAAUAAAUGAUAACACUGCAAUGCUAAUUGAAACGACCCAGAGUUCUAUGACCCAAUACACAGAAACAGAGUCACAGAAGAAGAAGAAGAAGAAAAGAAAUGAUAACACUGCAAUGCUAAUUGAAACGACCCAGAGUUCUAUGACCCAAUACACAGAAACAGAGUCACAGAAGAAGAAGAAGAAAAUAAAUGAUAACACUGCAAUGCUAAUUGAAACGACCCAGAGUUCUAUGACCCAAUACACAGAAACAGAGUCACAGAAGAAGAAGAAGAAAAUAAAUGAUAACACUGCAAUGCUAAUUGAAACGACCCAGAGUUCUAUGACCCAAUACACAGAAACAGAGUCACAGAAGAAGAAGAAGAAAAUAAAUAGAAAAACUAACAAGGAAUCAGUUGCCCCGAAGCACACAGAUGGAAGACAGACCGGGGAGAUGUCAGAGGCGACGUCAGACUGUCUGCCUUUACCACAGAUUAAUCCUGAUCCUGUAUCAAUCUCCCAUGAACUGGUUUCAUCAGCAGAGAAGAAGAAGAAGAAGAAGAAAAAGAAGAAGCAUGGAAAAGAUGCAAAUCAGGAUUACCUCGCAACGAACACAUUGACUCAGUGGUGAUGACAUGAAGCAUGCCAUCUGAAUAAAACAACCCAUAGCUUGGAGAGGAUUUUUGAUGGGUGGCCUUUGGUUAUAAGGGAAAAUACUUUAUUGUUUAUUGUACACCACCUCUAUGAUGGUUGUUCUUCCACUCUUUAGAGACACUUGUAUGCGCAUUCAGAUGAUAAAUGUGCAUGCAUAGGCUAGUCAGAUAAACUGAACGUUUUCAGUGUAAGUGACAUGUUUAUAACUUGGAUUCGAAUGUCAUGAUGUUUCAUUAGUCCUACUACAUAUAAUGUAUGCCAGUGCUGCAUGAGAAAGUGGUUAAUGUGUACAUUUGACAAGAUUUGUUUCUUGUUCAGUUUUGAAAUAGAUUACAUUUCUAAUGUAAUUCCCUUCAGUAAGGGACAUUGCUGCAAUAUCCUUUGUGUGCAGUGCAUCAUAUGAAGGCCUAGUCUAAACAUUGUCUCCACAACCAUUAUAGUAAUACUUUUUAUAUUGGCUCCAAACAAGUGUAUUUGUAAGUAUGACUGUCUAUUGAAGGAUGCACAAUAAAUGUACAGUUU
Molecule: messenger RNA, 4488 nt
Organism: Salvelinus namaycush (lake trout)
Lineage: Eukaryota; Metazoa; Chordata; Actinopteri; Salmoniformes; Salmonidae
Product: E3 ubiquitin-protein ligase RBBP6-like
Exons: 5
Coding region: 71-3943 (1290 amino acids)
Source: RefSeq, a predicted model, not a curated record